GUGCAUGACAGCGAAAAGCUGGUCCACUCAAUAAAACGCAACCUCCCCCUUCCAAAUUCCUCCUCGAGUUUCUGAAUAAUCAAGAUGGCUCUCUACUCCCGGGCAGUCGUCUUCAUGUCUUUCAUAUCUUCGUUAAUGUUCAUACUCGCUGCCUCGGAGACUCAUCCCUUCUCGAGAAGUUUAUCCGCUCACAAACCCUGGGUACCGGCGAAACACCGCGAGAAGCUGACCCACCUCCACUUCUACUUCCACGACAUCAUAAGUGGCCGGAAUACGACUGCUGUGAGAGUGGCCGGUGCUCCCGCCUCUGCCAAGUCCCCCACGGCGUUCGGGACGGUGUUCGUGACCGACGACCCGCUGACUCUGGGGCCUGAUCUGGGCUCGAGGCUCGUAGGCCGGGCCCAAGGGAUGUACGGCUCGGCAUCUCUGGCGGAGUUGGGGCUGGUGAUGGUGAUGAACUUUGUGUUCCUUGAAGGGAAGUAUAAAGACAGCAGCUUGAGCUUGCUCGGGCGGAACAACGUCUUGUCCGAGGUGCGAGAGAUGCCGAUCGUGGGUGGGAGCGGAAUGUUCCGUUUCGCCCGAGGGUACGCCCAAGUGAGGACUCAUAUGAUUACCGCCGAACAAGCCACAGUCGAGUACAAUGUAUUUGUUUACCACUACUAGCUAGAUUAAUUACUUCCCUUUUAUGUGGUGGCAUCAUGGCACGGAAGGUUGAAAUUAUAUCUUCUCCCGCGUGAUAUUAUAACUAGAAACAUGCGCGCAUAUAAUAUGGUGACACAGACCACUCUUGUCUCUUAUAUCUUUAUGUCUGGGGUUGUUGAGAUACGUUAUCUCACGUGAAAAAUUUGAGAAGAAUUCAUAAAGUUAUAUGAGAUUUGAGUUCAA
Punica granatum (pomegranate) is the source of this 885-nucleotide messenger RNA. The record is from RefSeq and is a predicted model, not a curated record. Lineage: Eukaryota; Viridiplantae; Streptophyta; Magnoliopsida; Myrtales; Lythraceae.